AUGAAUAUUACAGCUGCCCAAUUAAUUGUUGAUAAUGGCCAAGCUGUUCUUGCUGGCCACGCCUAUUUUCAGCGGUGCAUUUACUCUCUCACUUUCUUAUCUUUUUCGUUUUUCAAAAGUACCCCUACUAGUAACUGCAAUUUUCGAUCAGGCCCUCGGCUCACUCCCAUACUGGCUGCUCCUCACUUCCAGCUCUUCUCAUCUUCUGAGAUUGUGAUGAUGGCUCUCCCUCCUCUCUCCGCCGUCGUUUUCGUUCUAGCGACGCUCUCCUCCACCUUCGCAGAAGAUCUCGUCCAUUCAUCUUGCAUACACGCAAGUUACCCGAACAUCUGCCUCCGGACACUCUCGUCGUACUCCGGCCCCGCCAAAACUCCUCGGGAUCUAGCUCAAGCCGCCGUGAAGGUAAGCCUCUCUCGGGCCCAGCGAGUAUCGACGUACCUGAACGGAGUGGCCGGCCAAGGAAAGGCAAGCAAGAGAGAGCAAGUGGCGUUGAGUGACUGCGUGGAGCAGAUAUCGGACACAGUGGAGGAGCUGAGCAACACUCUGAAGGAGCUGAAGCACCUCCGCCCCGGAACCUUCCGGUGGCAGAUGAGCAAUGCGGAGACGUGGGUGAGCGCCGCUCUAACGAACGAGGACACGUGUCUUGACGGAUUCCAGGGCGUGGAUGGGAAGGUGAAGACGGAUGUGAAGCGCAAGAUCACGAACGUCGCUAGGGUUACGAGCAACGCUCUCUAUCUCAUCAAUCGCCUCGAUUCGACACGUGGCAGGGCCGGACUCGAGCCGUGAAGUUGUACGGAUCUGAUUAUAUUUCCGUAUCAUAUAAUAUCUACCGCUCUGUGUAUUAUUUUUUCUUUUUCUUUUUCUUUUCUUGGUUUUUGGCUCUUCGUUUCUGUAAGGUGUAUGUAGUGCAAUAGUUUUGGGAAUAAAACUUUCUAAAGAAAGAAAGAGAAAAUUUGGAGAAAAGGAAAAUUGCCUUUUUCUGUCUA
Messenger RNA from Vitis riparia (riverbank grape), 986 nucleotides. RefSeq names its product pectinesterase inhibitor 3. Gene Ontology annotation, biological process: negative regulation of catalytic activity. The transcript is spliced from 2 exons. The record is from RefSeq and is a predicted model, not a curated record. The coding region runs from base 1 to 786 and encodes 261 amino acids. Lineage: Eukaryota; Viridiplantae; Streptophyta; Magnoliopsida; Vitales; Vitaceae. Gene Ontology annotation, molecular function: enzyme inhibitor activity.